Molecule: messenger RNA, 795 nt
Organism: Akanthomyces muscarius
Lineage: Eukaryota; Fungi; Ascomycota; Sordariomycetes; Hypocreales; Cordycipitaceae
Exons: 3
Coding region: 1-795 (264 amino acids)
Source: RefSeq, a predicted model, not a curated record
AUGCCACGGUCGACGCGCCGUGCUGUCUCCGAUGCUGUUGCAGAAAUCAACUGGUCCGUAGCGUGCAACGUCUCUGUUCUGUACCCGAGUCAAAUCGCCACCAUGCAGCUUCCCUCUCUCUCCCUGCCCGCCGUGCUAGGCCUCGUCUCCCUGACGGCCGCGCACAUGCAGAUGACGAACCCGGCGCCGUUCCGUUCCAAGCACAACCCGUACACGACCGACGUCGACUACAACAUGAACAGCCCCCUCGACGCCAGCGGCGCCAACUUCCCCUGCAAGGGCUACCAGAGCCUGCUCAACACGCCGCAGGGCCGCUCCGUCGCGACGUGGCAGGCCGGCGGCAGCUACAGCUUCAGCGUCGAGGGCAGCGCCACGCACAACGGCGGCAGCUGCCAGGUCUCGCUGUCGUACGACGGCGGGCGCACGUUCCGUGUCGUCCACUCGUACGUCGGCGGCUGCCCGCUCAAGAGUACCUGGCCCUUCCAGCUGCCCAACGACACGCCCGCCGGCGAGGCCAUCUUUGCCUGGUCCUGGUUCAACAACAUCGGCAACCGCGAGAUGUACAUGAACUGCGCCCACGUCACCAUCAAGGCCCGCGGCGCCGCUGCCGCCGACGAGGGUGUCUCUGCCCGCAGCCCCUCGGACCCCUUCAGCUCGCGCCCCAACAUGAUGGUUGCCAAUGUCGGCAACGGCUGCUCGACGGUCGAGGGCGCCGACGUGCUCUUCCCCAAGCCCGGCCCGGAUCUGGACAACAUCUCGGGCAAGACGUCGCCUCCUCGUGGCAACUGCAACUAG